Molecule: messenger RNA, 1588 nt
Organism: Pyricularia oryzae 70-15
Lineage: Eukaryota; Fungi; Ascomycota; Sordariomycetes; Magnaporthales; Pyriculariaceae
Product: rRNA biogenesis protein RRP36
Exons: 2
Coding region: 297-1247 (316 amino acids)
Biological process (GO): maturation of SSU-rRNA from tricistronic rRNA transcript (SSU-rRNA, 5.8S rRNA, LSU-rRNA)
Cellular component (GO): 90S preribosome; nucleolus
Source: RefSeq, a predicted model, not a curated record
AAUUCUACACCUUUCGAAACCAAACCAGGCCUGAAUUUAUAAUGUUUACUGCCAAAAUUUACUACUAGAUGCGAGAGCAGGGAGGGUUAGGCAAAGAAAAGACGAGCGUUAUCGAAGGGUUGGAGUGUCCGCAGGAGCGAGGUUUCGCCCCACUUCACAGUGCAAAUAGUGUGAAACCUAUUAAUUCUUUUGUCGACAUUUUCUCAACCAUUAAAAUCUCAUCACUGAGGUAGUUAGUUACCAGCCAUACAUCGCCGACGUGCGUCAUCAACACAGCAAACACAUUACGAUCCGUCAUGGAACUCUCAGGGCGCAAAAGAAAGGCCGCCUUUGACCCCGAACGAAGGGUCAAGGUGAGGAGGCGCGAUGUUGAAAAAGCAGAUGCUUGGGAGCCCCCAUCAGAAGAUGAACAGGACGCUCGCUCCUCUUCGCCCGCAGAGGAAUCUGAUCAGGGCCAGGAGGAGGAUGAUGUCGACGAGGAAGAUGAGGAGGAAUCAGGCGCUUCAGAGCCUGAAGAUGACCGCGAGGCUCAGUUAUCAUUUGGGGCUCGGCUACGUCUAAGUCAAAAAAGGCAAAAACCCAAGCCGAAAGGCUCAACCGAGCAAGACCCCUCUGAUGCUCAGGAGCCAUCCUGGAGAGGUCGGGAGGCUCGACAGGGCAACGCCAAGACGGUGUCCAAGGCAGCCGCCUCCGCCUCCGCGCCGGGCCGCAAAACCAAGAGCGCGCCCGAGGAAAUGUCCUCCAAGCGGCCCGUAUCCCGAUACCGCGAGGUGGUCAAGCCGCCGCCCAACGCGCGACCGAAGCCGCGCGACGUGCGGUUCGAGCAGGAGCUGACGGGCGAGGACUACCAGCGGUUCCGCCGCAACUACGCCUUCCUGGACGAGUACCGGAACGACGAGAUGGCCAAGCUGCGGGAGAUAAUUGCGCGGAAGAAGGGCGUCACGCCCGCAGAUCGCGAGGACGCCAAGCUGAAGCUGCGCAAGAUGGAGGACGAGAAGCGCUCGCAGGAUCGCAAGGACCGCGAGCAUGAGCUGAUGCGCGAGCACAAGAAGAAGGAGAAGGAGCUCGUCAAGCAGGGCAAGAAGCCCUUCUUCCUGAAGAAGUCUGAGCAGAAGAAGCUGUUGCUCAUGGACAAGUAUGCGGGAAUGAGCAAGGGCCAGGUCGACAAGGCCAUCGAGAAGAAGAGGAAGAAGGUUGCUGGCAAGGAGAAGAAGCAGUUACCGUUUGCAAGGAGGGCAAUGGAAUAGAUGCUUGCAAGAAGUUUGGCGAAUUUGUUUGGUCUUCAUUCAAGAUGAGCGAGUAGUUGCCUACACAAAUAUACUACGCUUUGAAACCUUUGAAGGCCCUGCCUUUGGGUUCAUUAUGACAAGUCGCUAUGGUUACACUCUACGGUGGAUGCGCUUCCUUGCUAGUGAUUGCGAUCCUUAAAUUGUAAUCAUCCCACACAGGCUCUUAUGCUAUCUAAAGGGUCCAAGUAUAAUAGUACAUACAGUGUACAUGAGUGGUAUCUUCGCCGCGAUUAUUUUACAUUUUGCAUGAUUUUAAGCCCCCCGUCCUAGUCGAAACAGUACAACGCCUUCAACACUGC